AUGAAUGAUGACGUGACACUUGAAACAACAUUUUUUGGAGAUGACCACAGUGAUUUACAAGAUGUUCAAAUAAAUGAGAUACAAUAUGAGACUGUUUUUUGGAAAGAUAUUAAAGUUGGUAAAUUUUUAUUGGUUAAUUUUAUAGGAGGGUAUAGAAAGAAAACACUUUUUAAAUAUGUGUGUCUUGUGCAAAGUGUGGAUGAUGAUGAUGGUGAUGUGAUAGUCCAAGGACUGAAACAAGAAGACUGUAUUGGAACACAGUUUUCAAUUAAUGAUGGUGAAAUGAGUACCUACUAUAACUGCCGAAAUGAUACAAGCAAUUCUGCCAGAUCUUAA
This is a messenger RNA of Macrosiphum euphorbiae (potato aphid), 336 nucleotides long. Lineage: Eukaryota; Metazoa; Arthropoda; Insecta; Hemiptera; Aphididae. The record is from the annotation of a GenBank genome assembly.